AUGUUAACAAAAAGAAAAUCAGCAGCAGUAGGUGGUACUAUGUACUGCACCCGACUGGUAGCAUCGUCGCCUGGUCAGUUGUAUAGUUGGCCAGCUGGAGUUGGCGUGGCGGCCUCCGUCACGCUAAUCCGCAAUAAGCGCGGCGAGAAACCUUUCAAAUGCGAGCACGAGGGCUGUGAUCGCCGCUUCGCCAACUCCUCGGAUCGCAAAAAGCACUCACACGUGCACACAUCCGACAAACCAUACAAUUGUCGCAUCAAUGGCUGUGAUAAAUCUUACACUCAUCCCUCGUCCCUGCGUAAACACAUGAAGGUGCAUGGCAAUAUCGAUGAGAAAUCUCCCUCACACGGCUACGAUAGCGACGGCGAUGAGUCCUCCUCCUCGAGCAUUGUUACCGGUGGCGCACAAACGCCACCAUCAGCGCGGCUAACUGGCGACAACCACAGCGGCAUCGGUAAUAAAUCCUCUCCGCAUUCCAUCAAAUCGGAACCGAGCAAUCACAGCAUCGGCGGCAUGCAUGGCGUCAUACAUUUGGGUGCAUCUAGCGGCGGCAGCAGCUCCACCAGCAGUUCACAUUUACAUCACUCACAUGCGCAUCAUGGCUCCGGCAGCGGUGGCGGCGGUAACAGUAGCGCGAGCAACAACAACAACCAUUCGACCAAAUCACCAGCACUUCAAUUGAUGGCCUCAUCGGCGGCAGCCUAUUUGGCACCACCACUCGGCCCACCACCAUCCUUGACGGCCGCCGGUACGCAUCAUCAUCAUCAGCAAGCGGGUUCGCCAAGCAGCAGCAAUGCUGCGGCCGCUUCGAUGCUUGUCACCGGGCAUCACAAUCAUCAUCUGCUCUAUCAUCCGGCGGCGCAACACCAUCCGCCUAGCGAUUGGUAUCACACAGCAACGCCGCCGGCAACCGCUGACGCAAUGAAUCCGUUGAAUCAUUUCGGUCAUCAUCAUCAUCAUCACCAUCUGAUGCAUCCGGGUGCGGCGACUGCCUAUUGAAAUUGGUGAGGUGGUCAAGAGUGGGUGCGGGUAAAAG
This is a messenger RNA of Rhagoletis zephyria (snowberry fruit fly), 1036 nucleotides long. Its product is annotated as pair-rule protein odd-paired-like. Lineage: Eukaryota; Metazoa; Arthropoda; Insecta; Diptera; Tephritidae. Gene Ontology annotation, biological process: regulation of transcription by RNA polymerase II. Gene Ontology annotation, cellular component: nucleus. Gene Ontology annotation, molecular function: RNA polymerase II cis-regulatory region sequence-specific DNA binding; DNA-binding transcription factor activity, RNA polymerase II-specific. The record is from RefSeq and is a predicted model, not a curated record.